AUGAUCACCGAGAAGGAAUUCUUUGAUGUGCGGCUGCACGUGGAGCCCUACAACCCCGCCAUCGCGGGCAACUUCCUCAGCCUCUUCGGGCUGACGUUCAACACCGCGAAUCUGCUGGCGUUCUGUGCUGUGGCAUUCCUGCAGUCGGGGCGGCUGUCACUGCGCACGCAGAUCCUCAACCCGCUGCUGAUCAUCCUGCUGUUGCUGGGUGCCACGGCGGCGCUGGCACUGCGGCUGGAUCUGCCUGGCACCAUCGUGGCCUACUACUCCCUUUCCACGCUCGCGCUGCUGGGCAUCUGCAUGGCGGUGCUCCAGGGGGGCGUCCUCAACCUGGCGUGCCUCUUCCCGCCCAUCUACAUCCAGGGCUUUGUUGUGGGGGCGGGGCUGUCAGGCGUGGGCACCUCUGCUUUGUCGUUCAUCACGCAGCUGCGCGCCAGGGAAGGACCUGCUGAAGAGGGCGGCGGCGCGCUGCUGCGCGCAGUGCUGCGAGACAGCUUUGGGGAGCGUACGCCCGCCGAGGUGGCGCCCGCCGCGUUUGCCUACUUUGCGGCUGCGGCCAGCGUGACGGCGCUGUGUGCUGUUGCAUUCACCCUGCUGGGCCGGCUCGAGUACUCGCGUGCUCGCCUGGUGGCUCAUUACGCUGCGGUGCGCCGCGCCCACCACGAGCCCGACCAGCCCCAGACAGAAAGCCUCCUGGGGGCGCCCUACGACGAGGCUGUGGCGGAGGAAGGGGAGCCCCUGCCUGGAGUGGAGCGCUACUACUGGCCCGCAGCGCUGAUACCCUACCUGCACCCCGCAACGGUGGCUGCGGAGCAGUCUGUUUACUGGGAGGCCUCACCUAUGGACGACACACUCAUGGGCGGCGAAACGCAUGAGGAUGCAGCGCCGGAGGCGUUAACGGCGGCCGCCACCGCCUGGGAUGACAAGGCGGGUCGCUGGGAUGGUGAUCUUUUUGUGCCAAUGAUGUUUGUCAUCUUCGCCCUGGGUGACGUCACUGGCCGCAUCGCCAGCAGCUGGGGCCCCUGGGGGCGCCGCCCCCCGGCCGCCGCGGCGCUGCUGGUCUACUCCCUUCUGCGGCUGGGGGUAGUGGCAGCGCUGCUGGUGUGCCACGUCGUGACGCCGUCCCCCUGGCAGCUGCCGGUGCUGCUCAGCACGGACUACUGGCCGCUGGGGCUGGUGCUGGCCCUGGGCCUCACGCAGGGCCACCUGCUGAGCACCGCCUGCAUGCACGCGCCUGCAGUGCUGCCGCCCGGUAAGGAGGCGACGUUUGGGCCCGUCACAGGGUUCUGCAUCACUGCAGGCUGCCUGGGCGGCAGCGUGGCCUCCACCCUGCUGGUGGAGCGCUUCACGCUUGGAGGCGGCCUGUGA
Molecule: messenger RNA, 1368 nt
Organism: Monoraphidium neglectum
Lineage: Eukaryota; Viridiplantae; Chlorophyta; Chlorophyceae; Sphaeropleales; Selenastraceae
Exons: 5
Coding region: 1-1368 (455 amino acids)
Biological process (GO): nucleoside transmembrane transport
Cellular component (GO): plasma membrane
Molecular function (GO): nucleoside transmembrane transporter activity
Source: RefSeq, a predicted model, not a curated record